This is a messenger RNA of Cuscuta epithymum, 3130 nucleotides long. The record is from the annotation of a GenBank genome assembly. NCBI's taxonomy places the organism in Eukaryota, Viridiplantae, Streptophyta, Magnoliopsida, Solanales, Convolvulaceae.
GCCAGCCUCAUUUUACUUUCUUUCCCUUUGAAAACUGACCCAUUCUUGUUGGAAUAUAAAUUGAUUGCUUUUUUGCAAUAAUAGACUGAUUUGUAGUGUUGAAGGGUUGUUAAUUGCGAUAUUAUUAUUAUUAAGGAAUGAUGAUUUUUUACUGUCCUCAUUAAUCUCCACACCUGGUUGAGGUUGGGUCAGGGGCUCACCUCACCUCUUUCUCUCUCAUGUUUCUUUUUAUUUUUUUUCCCUUGCUUUUAUUUCUCCCUUUGAUUUCCUCACCCACCAAUUCAUUUUCUUUAUUAUCAUCAUCUAACAUCAGAUUAUAAUCUCCAAACCCUCUCUUCUUUCUAUCUCUUCUUCUCCCUUCUUCUGUUAAGCGGUUUUGAUUCUAGAUCUACCGCUUCAUAUUCUAGCUUUUGACUGGCCUGGCAAAGGAAGAGAGGGUCUGGUUUUCUGUGUUUUGAAUAAUAUCCCCUUGAGCUCUGUUGAACAAAGCAGGUUGUAUCCCUAAUGCAGGGUCAAAAGAGUACAAUCGGUUCAUUUCCUGAAUCGUUAGGCUUCAAUCAUGGGUCUACCUCAGCCGAUGCUGCAAUUGAUCAGCAGAUAUGUUGGACACAAAACCUCAUACCAGAUUACAUGGUUUCCUCUACAGACGCAAUUCAAGAGAGGCAAGAAUUGAAUGGUUGGAGCUUAGGAGAAAGCAGCUCUAGAAGCAUUGGGCUGAAUCAAGUCAGUGAAAAUGAUCCAAAACCUGAUCUCCGUUGGUCAUCAUCUCCUAUGGGAGGGUUUCCUGUACUCCAUGGAGAAAGGCUCUACGGGGCCUCCAAUAUUCUUUCACUAAAUAGUAAUAAUGCUGAAGUCAACAUAAAUACCAAUCAUAAUCAUACAACUGGUAAAGGGUUAUUCAUGCAUGGCUCCACUAGUUCUGGCACUUCUCCUCGCAAUCUCAACAUGAAUUCAGCAUUUGAAGUAGACGAUGACACUGAUGAAGAUGAUGAUGACGAAGACGAUGAUGAUGACUGUCUAGUAAUGGAGUGUGUCACUGCUUACAAGUCUGAAGUUCCAGCGAAUGACCGUGUGCCACAUGGAAGCACUAGUUCGUUCCCUUGGUCUGCGGGCUCAUCGGGCUCUGGUGGAUAUUUGGCUCGGGAAAGCGAAGGCCGACCCCACCGCUUAUCAUGCAAGAGAAAAACAAUCGAAGGACACAUUGGUCAAUCUUCUUCUGGAAGUGGGAGUUCAAGUUAUUUUCAUCAGGCCGAAGGCAGUGUUUGGCCUAAUAACACAAAUGUCAGCUCUGAUAUGCCUCGUCCUUCACGAAGCUAUAAUAACAGUGUCAAUUUGCCAGAACCGAUAAACCCACGACUAGGACUGAGCAUAGGAAGUGCUGUUUCUGAAGCCCCUAUAGGUUUAUUAUCUUCUUCCAGAAGUUCAGAAACUUCCCGUAGGAAUUUCCGGUUGAGGAUCAAUAACACUUCAUCCUCACCACACCAUCAAGAACCCAUCCCUCAAAAUCUAUUCCCUAGUGAACCGGACAUUGUAAAUGCAACUUCUAGAAUCCUUAACAACAACAUGUUGAACACACAGUCCGCAUCUUCUGCCACAUACAAUGCGAAUCCUCAAGGUCCAGUGCGGGUCCCAGCACUACGCCCUAAUACACAGGCCCGGUGGAAUAUAGCUUCUAGUUCAAGAAGUGGCAAUCCAGUAUAUCCCGUUGCUGGGGAGAGAGAUUAUAUGUUGUUCGAUGAACCUAGUUCUAGAGGUAUGUCGUCAAGAAACAUGAUGUCACAACCUCAUCCUAUAUUUACACCUGAUAUAGUAAGCGGGAGCCACCAAAGCCCUACAAACUGGGGUUUACCCAAUGUGAAUGUUAAUAAUGUUGGUGGUGGAAAUGUUGCUUCUGGUUCGACUUCUCGGGUUGUGUCUAAUCCAGGAGGAGCCCACUCUGGGUCGCUUCCUCCUUGGGCGGCACCUCCCCCUCCUCACCGGAAUCCUACACAGUAUCCAAGGAGAAUAACUGAAUUUGUUAGGAGAUCUCUUCUGUCAUCAUCAGUUGCCACCGAUUCUGGGAUGAUGACUAGGGUGAAUAAUCCCCCGUCGAUUCCUGGUUCUUCUUCUGCCAAUUUACAGGAAGCAAUAGGUGGACAUUCUGGUAAUAAUCAUGGGCAGCAUCGCUCGUCUAGGUCGUCUGUAAUGUUGGAGAGACAGGUAGGCGCUGUUGCUGGAGCUCCUUAUUCCUGGAGAGGUCUAGCUGCUGCUGGGGAGGGAAGAAGCCGGUUAGUUUCCGAGAUACGCAAUGUUUUAGAUCUUAUGCGCCGGGGAGAAAACUUGCGGAUUGAGGAUGUAAUGAUUCUUGAUCACUCAAUCCUGUUUGGUAUGGCUGAUAUCCAUGAUCGGCACAGGGACAUGCGACUUGAUGUUGAUAAUAUGUCUUAUGAGGAAUUACUGGCACUGGAAGAGAGGAUUGGGAAUGUAUGCACUGGAUUGACUGAAGACACCAUUGUUUGUCGUUUGAAACACCGCAAAUACACAUCCAUGGUAACUGUAGAACCUGUGGAAACAGAACCUUGCUGUAUAUGUCAGGAAGAAUACAAUGAUGGAGACGACCUUGGAACAUUGGAUUGCGGGCAUGAUUUUCAUAAGGGUUGCAUUAACCAAUGGCUUAAACACAAGAACUUGUGCCCCAUUUGUAAAACAACUGGGUUGGCUACCUAAGCCAAGCCCAAGUGGGUCUUUACCAUAAAUCUUUCAUUCUUUCAUUUAGACCAGAAGUGGAUGGACGGACGGAUAGAUCAAAUGUCUUUCCUGUCUUUGGCAAGGUUGCAUCCACUAAGUGGGUGAGAUGGAAGUCUUCGUAGGGAUCUCACUGGAUUGAAGGUGUUUUUAGUGUUUUAUUCCUCAAAGUUCCUCAAAGUUAUUAUCCAGCGAGUGAUCCUGAGAACUGGAAGUAGAGAGCGGAGCAUUGGCUGUUUAGCCAUUCAUAUAGUUGAGAACUUCAACAUGGAACCUGGAAAUUUACCUUUAAACUGUAUCGAAAAAAAGUUUACCAUACCUUAAAUUCUUCAAAUUUGAAUAUUUUAUUUAUUUAUUUUCUCCAUGUUUUUUCGUGGCCUUCAAAUUUUGCACUUAUUUCAUAGAA